UUCCUGUCAGGUUGUAAUCUAUGUUAUGUAUUGUAUUUGUAGGAAUUGUAACGCUGCUAUGUAGACAGACCUCAAUGCACUUUUGUAUAAAAACUGUAAGAUAAGUGCUAUAGGCUUUAUAACAGAGUGGAUAUACCCAUAUCCUAUAUCUUAUGGUUUUGCUAGACUGUUGAAAUUUGCAAAAAAAUAUGAAUUACAUGCCAGGAACUGCAAGUUUAAUUGAAGAAAUUGAUAAAAAGCAACUUGUAAUGCUACGAGAUGGGCGAAUUUUAAUCGGUUACUUGAGAUCUGUUGACCAGUUUGCAAAUCUAGUUUUGCACAAGACUGUCGAGCGUGUGCAUGUGGGAUCAAUGUACGGUGAUAUUCCACGCGGUAUAUUUGUAAUCAGAGGUGAAAAUGUGGUCCUGCUUGGCGAGGUCGACAUAGAGCAUGAGGAGAGAAAGGACCUUGAAAAAGUUUCUAUAGAAAAAAUACUUGAAGCAAAGAGCAAACUGCAAGAAGAGAAGCAGGAAAAGGAGAAAACCAAGUUCAAAGCAAUGAAAGAGCGUGGUUUAAUGCCAACUGUUGAGCAGUCUGAUGAUAUGUAUUAAACAUAUUAUUUUAUAAGCUUUUUUCACUUUCUUUUUUUUUAUUUUGGUAGGGAAUGUGGGAAUUGGUACUGAUAAAACUACUUGCAUACUAUAGCAAAUAAGUUGGCUAUCUAAACUUAUUGGAAUAGUUAUGUUUCAUUUUUUACGCAUUUCCAUAUUAACACAAUCAUGAAAGUUUCCAAUUUUUUAUUUAUUUUUAUCGUGCUCUUUUUAAUUUCUUUGCUCCUUUAAAGUAAAUGUCUGAAGGAUUCUGCA
Messenger RNA from Ciona intestinalis (vase tunicate), 845 nucleotides. Its product is annotated as U6 snRNA-associated Sm-like protein LSm1. The record is from RefSeq and is a predicted model, not a curated record. Lineage: Eukaryota; Metazoa; Chordata; Ascidiacea; Phlebobranchia; Cionidae. Gene Ontology annotation, cellular component: P-body; Lsm1-7-Pat1 complex. Gene Ontology annotation, molecular function: mRNA binding. Gene Ontology annotation, biological process: deadenylation-dependent decapping of nuclear-transcribed mRNA.